Messenger RNA from Closterium sp. Yama58-4, 1293 nucleotides. NCBI's taxonomy places the organism in Eukaryota, Viridiplantae, Streptophyta, Zygnematophyceae, Desmidiales, Closteriaceae. The record is from the annotation of a GenBank genome assembly.
AUGUGUCUCUUCCGCAUGUGCUCUCCCAUUCCCCCUUCGCUCAGCCCCCUCACGUUUCCUUCUGUAAAAUCGCAUCGUCUGUUCCUCCCUCAUGCAGUCCUUACAAUCUGCUCAGCAUAUUUCCAGCAGAUAGAGGCUGACGUGGUGAAGCAUGCAGACGCCAUCUGGCAGGCCAAGGCUGAGCUGGAGGCCUUCCAGACCACCAAUUUCGAGGAGCUGGUGACGUUUCGAGACAGGAUAGAGUCCCUUCUUCAAGACCUGACUGACGAGACUCAGGACUCAGAGCAGGCAAAGGCUGAGCUGGAGGCCUUCCAAACCACCGACUUUGACGAGCUGGUGGUGUUUCGAGCCAGGAUAGAGUCGCUGUUCCAAGACUUGACGGAUGAGACUCAGACCACUGAUUUCGACGAGCUGGUGGCGUUUCGAGCCAAGAUAGAGGCGCUGCUCCAAGACUUGACUGAUGAGACUCAGGUGCUGCAGCGCUUUGAGGGCUUCCCCAGCAGCAAGCUGGAGCUGCUGCGUGCAUCGGCGUCGCUGCACUCGCGCCUCUCCGCCCUCUCCCACGACCUGCUCUCUGCCGUGCUGCAACGCUUUGAGGGCUUCCCCAGCAGCAAGCUGGAGCUGCUGCGUGCAUCAGCGUCGCUGCUACAGCCACGCUUUGACGGCUUCCCCAGCAGCAAGCUGGAGCUGCUGCGUGCAUCGGCGUCGCUGCACUCGCGCCUCUCCGCCCUCUCCCACGACCUGCUCUCUGCCGUACCCAUGAGCAACAACGACAGGGGAGGGACACCUGGUGCUGCUGCUGGGAAUGUUGGUACUGCUGGCGCUGUUGGUGGUGCUGGUGGUGCUGGUGCGGCAGCAGCGCCGGCGUCAGUGGCGGCGGUGGGGGUGUGUUUGGAUCGGUGCGAGCGGCUGUUUGAUCGUGUGCGGAGGGAGGUGGAGGCAGUGGAGAGGAGCAGGGAGGAGGACGCGAAGAAGUUUGCAGCGCAGCGCCUGCCGUACAGUGGUGGUGCCAUUGAGAGGGUGAAGGCGGCAGCUGUGCGGCUCUCCUCGCGUCUCUUGGAGCUCUCAGCUCAGGAGAGCAUGAAGCUGAGGGCGUCAGUGGAGCUGGUGGAUGGGCGCAUUCCCGUGUACGAUGUGCCUCGAGUCAAGGCAGGCCUGUUUCUCCUCUGGCGCUGCUUCCAAUUUGCAUUCAGGGCGUACAAUUUUGCUGGCGGGCAAGAUGAAACGGCUGAAGAGCUGGCCCUUACAGUAGCUAAGGAGAUGGAAGCGUAUCCAGCUUAUAUGUGGGGAUGA